Molecule: messenger RNA, 1593 nt
Organism: Heterotrigona itama
Lineage: Eukaryota; Metazoa; Arthropoda; Insecta; Hymenoptera; Apidae
Source: the annotation of a GenBank genome assembly
AUGUUUUUGUACAUUCUGUUAACUGGAUUAUCAUUGCCGUGUAAAAAGAUAGAGUUUUAUUCAAGUCUUGGGUUAAAUGUAAAAUCUCGAAAUUUCUUGAACACAUCAUUUGUGUAAAAGACAUAUUUACAAUACAAGUUGAAAAUAAUCCUGUACAUUGUUGUAUUCUGUUAAUCAUAUUAUCAUUAUUAUCAUUUUAAGAAAAUAAAAAUUUAUCUUGUAUUAAAUAUAUAAUCUAAAAUAUAAAAUCUCAGAAUCUCUUGGAAAACUUGGAUUGUUUAAAUGAUGAUUCUAUCAUAUCACGUUACAAUUAUGAGUAUAAAUAUGUACGAAGUAUAUAUCACAGCAAGCAUGACAGCGUCCAUUAUAUUAAAUUCAUGCAACCAAGAGUUUCACUUCUAUACUACUUUUGCUACAGAAAAGGUGUUUAUUAAAUCUUUCUGCAAUCAUAUUACUCAUAAUUCAAGUAUGUCCUCUUUUCUUUUUUUUAUAACUCCAAUUAAAAAUUAGUGGCGAACAUCUAUUAUAUUGAAUUAUCAUUGCAAUCAUAAUAACAUCGUAAAUAAUGAUUUUCGUACAAUAAAUUAAACAAUAAAUAUUCAAAAAUAAUAAAUCUUAUAUUUAAUAUUAUUGAAUUUAAUAUUGAAUUUAAUAUCCAUUCUAUCGAAGACACACUUACAGAUUACUCGAGACAAGAUUAAUCAGAUCAGAAUUAAUUUAUUUUUAUUAAUUACUAAUUAUAUCAUCUUAGCAUCUGUAAAUAGGAAGUGACGAAAUAAUAGGAUAGUUAACGAGUUAAUAAUUAAAGGUACUAUGAUAUAAAGAACCUAAGAAUUUAAUAUUCCAAUUUAUAUUAUUUUAGAUAAUCUUUCUACAUCAUACAAGGCCAGGAUUAAUCUACUUUUAUUAGCAUCUGAUUUUGAUAGUUGUAGCAGUCUAUAGUUAGGAAAUGAUAGUCAAUAAUUAUCUAUAUUAGGAUACAGAGACAUUGAAUUUAACAUUCUUCAUAUCAAAGAUGUGAUUAAUCUACUUUUAUUAGCUACUAAUUUUAUAGUUGUAGCAAUCUAUAGUUAGGAAAUGAUAGUCAAUAAUUAUCUAUAUUAGGAUACAGAGACAUUGAAUUUAACAUUCAAAAAUGUGAUUAAUCUACUUUUAUUAGCUACUAAUUUUAUAGUUGUAGCAAUCUAUAGUUAGGAAAUGAUAGUCAAUAAUUAUCUAUAUUAGGAUACAGAGACAUUGAAUUUAACAUUCUUCAUAUCAAAGAUGUGAUUAAUCUACUUUUAUUAGCUACUAAUUUUAUAGUUGUAGCAAUCUAUAGUUAGGAAAUGAUAGUCAAUAAUUAUCUAUAUUAGGAUACAGAGACAUUGAAUUUAACAUUCUUCAUAUCAAAGAUGUGAUUAAUCUACUUUCAUUAGCUACUAAUUUUAUAGUUAUAUUAGCUACUAAUUUUAUAGUUGUAGCAGUCUAUAGAUAUCCGCUUGCCACGUAAAGCACGGAGAAACGCCAUCAUCAAGUGAAACGUCCAAGAAGGAAAAUAGACAGCUAAACUGGGCUUCGAGGAUAGCCGUGAAUUUUAUAAAAAAAAAAAAAAAA